Messenger RNA from Anoplopoma fimbria (sablefish), 4609 nucleotides. It is a transcript of the gene hyou1, whose product is annotated as hypoxia up-regulated 1. Gene Ontology annotation, molecular function: ATP binding; ATP-dependent protein folding chaperone. The record is from RefSeq and is a predicted model, not a curated record. The transcript has 24 exons. Gene Ontology annotation, cellular component: endoplasmic reticulum chaperone complex. The coding region runs from base 247 to 3213 and encodes 988 amino acids. Gene Ontology annotation, biological process: cellular response to hypoxia; endoplasmic reticulum unfolded protein response; negative regulation of hypoxia-induced intrinsic apoptotic signaling pathway. NCBI's taxonomy places the organism in Eukaryota, Metazoa, Chordata, Actinopteri, Perciformes, Anoplopomatidae.
GUAUGGUUGGUCGGUUGUUGUUAGCUUGCCUUCAGUUUCUCACCCGGCAGCGGCAUCAGUGGAUCCAAUGAGGUGACGCCGCGUUCCGGGCCCGGUAGCUGAGAGCGAGCCGGUGAUAAGGGGAACAGAAAACGGCAAAGUGUGACACAAAGAAGCUCUGAAUCAAGACAAGACCAGGACAAACUAGUCUCAGAACCCGCCCGGAAAAGCACAGUCAACACUGGUCGGCUAGUCAGGCAGCUCAUCAUGGCGGGGGGGAAGCUGGCACCGCUCGUUCUCUUCGGCCUUGUUCUGGCGAUGUUGCCCUCUCACACAGUGACUGUAGCCGUCAUGUCCAUUGACCUGGGCAGUGAGUGGAUGAAGGUGGCAUUAGUGAAACCUGGCGUGCCGAUGGAGAUUGUCCUCAACAAGGAGUCCAGGAGGAAAACGCCCAUGGCUGUAUGUCUGAAGGAGAAUGAAAGACUUUUGGGAGACGGUGCACUGGGAGUGUCUGUGAAGAACCCCAAAACGGUUUAUAGACACCUCCAAGGCCUCCUGGGCAAAAGGCAUGAUAACCUCCAGGUGGCGCUCUACAAGAAACGUUUCCCUGAGCACCAGCUGCUAGAAGACCCAGUGAGAGGCACAGUCUACUUUAAAAACUCAGAAGAAAUGCAGUUCACACCUGAGGAGCUCCUCGGGAUGCUGCUCAAUUAUUCUCGAGGACUCGCUCAGGACUUCGCAGAACAACCAAUCAAAGAUGCAGUGAUCACCGUCCCAGCCUUUUUCAACCAGGCAGAGCGCAGGGCAGUCCUGCAGGCUUCACAGAUGGCAGGUCUAAAGGUCCUUCAGCUCAUCAACGACAACACAGCUGUGGCCUUGAACUAUGGGGUGUUCAGGAGGAAAGACAUCGAUAAUACUGUUAAGAAUGUGAUGUUUUAUGACAUGGGCUCAGGCAGCACAACUGCCACCAUCGUCACUUAUCAGACUGUCAAAACCAAGGAGGCCGGCACCCAGCCCCAGUUACAGAUCCGAGGAGUCGGGUUUGACCGUGGGCUGGGGGGCUUUGAGAUGGACCUUCGUCUCCGGGACCAUCUAGCCAGACUGUUCAAUGAGCAGAAGAAGAGCAAGAAGGAUGUGAGGGAGAACCACCGGGCCAUGGCCAAGCUCCUCAAAGAGGCUCAGAGGCUCAAGACAGUACUAAGUGCAAACUUGGACUUUAUGGCCCAGGUGGAAGGACUGAUGGACGACAUAGACUUCAAAGCUAAGGUCACCCGGACUGAGUUUGAAGAGCUGUGUGCUGAUCUCUUUGAAAGAGUGCCGGGUCCGGUGCAGGAUGCUCUCGCCACUGCAGAAAUGAAGCUGGAUGAAAUUGAGCAGGUGAUUUUAGUCGGAGGCUCUACCCGUGUCCCAAAAGUUCAGGAAGUGCUGCUCCAAGCUGUGGGGAAAGAGGAGCUGGGGAAGAACAUCAACGCAGACGAGGCAGCAGCCAUGGGCGCCGUCUACCAAGCCGCUGCCCUCAGCAAGGCCUUUAAGGUCAAACCUUUUCUGGUGCGAGAUGCAGCGGUCUUCCCCAUCCAGGUGGAGUUCACCCGGGAGACGGAGGAAGAGGGGAUCAAAAGCCUUAAACACAACAAGCGUAUCCUCUUCCAAAGGAUGGCGCCUUACCCCCAGCGCAAGGUCAUCACAUUCAACCGCUACAACGCUGACUUUGCUUUCUACAUCAACUAUGGCGACCUCAGCUUCCUCAGUCAGGACGACCUCAGUGUGUUUGGCUCUCUGAACCUGACCACAGUCAAACUGUCUGGAGUUGGCGAAAGCUUCCAGAAGCACACAGACGCAGAGUCAAAAGGAAUCAAAGCCCAUUUCAACAUGGAUGAAAGUGGGGUGCUGCUGCUGGAUCGGGUGGAGUCCGUGUUUGAAACCGUUGUGGAGGAGAAAGAAGAGGAAUCAACAUUAACUAAACUGGGUAACACCAUUUCCACCUUGUUUGGAGGUGGAUCGUCAGAACCCGCCUCAAAUGUAACUGAACCUGCCCAGGAUGAGGAGGAAGUGCCUCCAGAGUCUGAAAAGGACAGCAAGGACCAGGACAGUAAGGACGAUGACAGUGAGGAGAAGGCCCAGAAGGAUGAGGCUGUCAAAGAGAAGCAGGACGAUUCAGAGAAAAGUCCCGGUGAAGAGAAAAGUCAGGAGAAGACGGAGGAGGCAGGAAGCAAGACUGAUGCCAAGGAGGAGGAUGGAGAUAAAUCUGGGAACGCAGAAGCAGAGAAAGAUGUAGAGAGGAAGCCAAAACCUCAAAAAAAGAGCAAGAUCGCUGAAGACGUCACAGUGGAACUCAUCGUCAACGACAUCCUCGACCCCACGGCAGAUGAUGUCACUUCCUCUAAGAAAAGGCUGCAGGAUUUGACAGACAGAGACCUGGCCAAGCAGGAAAGGGAAAAGUCACUAAACAGUCUGGAAGCAUUUAUCUUUGAGACACAGGACAAGCUGUACCAGGACGAUUACCAGCUGGUGGUGUCGGACGAGGACAAAGAGCAGAUCUCCUCCAAGCUGAGCGAGGCGUCGGAGUGGAUGGAUGUGGAGGGCUACGUGGCCACCACCAAGCAGCUGAGAGAGAAGCUGUCUCAGCUGAAGAGCCUGUGCAAGGACAUGUUUUUCAGGGUGGAGGAGCGACGCAAGUGGCCGGACCACCUGGUCGCCCUGGACAGCAUGCUCAACACCUCCAGCUUCUUCUUGAGGAGUGCCAAACUGAUCCCAGAGGAUGACCAAAUCUUUACUGAAGUUGAGCUGAACACUUUAGAAAGAAUGAUCAACGAAACAACGACGUGGAAGAACGAGACAGUAGCAGAGCAGGAGAAACGCUCUCCAGUGGAGCGGCCCAUCCUGCUGUCCAAAGACAUCGCGUCCAAGCUGUCUCUGCUGGAUCGAGAGGUGAACUACUUGCUCAACAAGGCCAAGUUUGCGAAGCCCAAAGCUAAAGCCAAAGCCAAGAACAGCACCAGCUCCGAUAACAGCAGCAAGGCCAACAACACGGCCGAGGAGAAAGUCAUCCCCCCCACAGAGGAGAGCGCCGACACCAAGACAGAAAACCCAGAGGAGGUGCAGCAGGGCGAAGCCCCGCCCACUGAAGAGAGCACUGCACACACAGACAGCCAAUCAGAGCCCACAGAAGAAACAACAACUACAGGACCAACGGAGAAGGCCCAACCCGACAACCACAUAGACGAUGAAUUAUAACAGCUGGAACUGGGAAAAAAUGAUCACUAUAUUUAUUGACAGUGUAUAAAUAUUUGAGUUCCUCCUCACUCAGUUUUCUUCAGUUUAUUUUUUCUUUAAUUUCAUUUUCAUGUCCUUGUUUAUUGAUCUGCUGGAAGUUGAUUAGAUAAGGAUUGGAGACCACAGACCCCCCCCCCCCCCCUCCUCUUUUGUCUUUUAUGGAUUCUAUAAGCAGUGGACACCUAAAAACCAUGAACAAGCAGUUCAACGACAAAAAAUAGCCUAAGACCACAGAUUCAGGUCCAGACCAAAAACUUUCUCACGUCUAACAGAAGAUCACAUCCAUGCUGAUGGAGAUGGGAAGUGUGAGCAGCACUCGGCCAUAUUCUAACUAUAUGAACACUUGACCAGGCUGAGUUCUGUUAUGAUCUGGUUUGUCAUUCAUGAACAUGAACUUUAUCCUCUGCACUAUUUUAAUCAACCAUGCUCUGUUGUUGUUAGGUAAGUAUUCGUCCUAACACCUGCACCUGUACACACUCCUCAUGGCUGCUGAGUACCGGUAAGUGCACCACUAAAGGGUCCUCAUCACAGCUGAGGGUGAAGGUGGGGGGGGUCAGAGGAUUCUCAAUAGAAUCCGAUCCAGAAAUGAUUUGGCCACAUCAUUUGUAGUUAUAUUUGUAAACCAUGACAAAAAGGAAAGGCAAGUAAUUUACAUAGAGUUAAUUUGAAUGGCCAUCUUUAAUCGUAGAAUUAAGGACAACUCUGUCUACUUAACAACAACAGCUGGUGUACUUGGGUGGAACUUCUUUACUGUUGAACGUCCAACAUUACACACCCCCUGUAGUUAAUUUACAGUUUGAUUUUCUAAUUAUUGCCUGAAUCAUAAUAACCUCCUAACAUUGCAAAAAAAGCAGCCUGUCCAUCAAGUAGCAGUCAGUGUUAGUGAUUGACCUCUCAGCAGCUCCUGUAUGGGCACACUGAAAUAGUUCUAAAACUGAUCUGCAAGAUGAGGAUGAUCUCAAAUUUAAACCGUGUCUCCACAUAUCUGCCACCCAUCAUUUUUCUGUUUUUCCCCCAUCAUCCAGCUGGAUAUACUAAAAUGACUGAAUUAGGUUUUCUAAUGUUUCAAUGACGGUGGUCAAACUCCAUGUUUUCAAAGCCUCAUGAGCUGCUAAACGUUGUAGAAGAGGUGGUGUGUUAGUGUCCUCACUGUUCUUUACCUCAACAUGCCCUGCGGUGCAGAUUCUUGCUCAGAUGUUGGCUCCAUUUUUUCCGUUAAAGCGGGUUGGGGGACUUGGAUCAGGACUUUGGGGCUGCUGUGUGCUUCUGUGUUUGCAGCAAAACAAAAAGUCAGGAAUGGGAGACGCAAACAAUGUUGUGUUUCAAAAUUGUUAAUAAAAAAACUUUUUGGUUUUUA